AAAACCCAGCCUGCUAGUCCUAGUCCUGCGGUCCUGCCGGGAGGGAGGACUCGGCGAGGUGGGGCAGGUGUCCGAAACGGAUCACCAAAUCCCGCCCGGGCAACCGAGAGAUCCGAGCCCGCCACGAUCCAUGGCGGCCACCGCGGCGGCCGGUGCGGUGGCGCGCCUCAUACUCGUCCUCCUCGCCGCCUUCCUCGGCGCGGCGCCGCGCGGGGCGGACGCGCUCCGGUCGCUCGGCGUCGAGGGCGCGGGCGGGGCCGGCGGCGCCCACGGCGACGCCGCCGUGGACCUCGACGCCGGCAACUUCACCGCCUUCCUCCAGGCCUCGCCGGAGUCGUUCGCGGUCGUCGAGUUCUUCGCCCACUGGUGUCCAGCCUGCAGAAACUACAAGCCUCACUACGAGAAGGUUGCAAAACUUUUCAAUGGUCCAGAUGCUGCGCAUCCAGGGAUUAUUGUGAUGGCACGGGUUGAUUGUGCAUCAAAGGUGAAUCUGGAUCUUUGCAAUAAAUUCUCUGUUGAUCAUUAUCCUUUCCUAGUGUGGGGUCCACCAGCAAAAUUUAAUUCCCCACAGUGGAAACCGAAGCAAGAGAAUAGUGAAUUAGAAUUAAUUGAUGAUGGAAGAACAGCAGAGCGUUUACUUAAAUGGAUAAAUAAGAAGAUGGGAAGCUCUUUCAAUUUAGAUGACAAAAGGUAUGAGAAUGAAAGUGCUCUCCCAAAAAAUGCUUCAGAUCCUGAACAGAUUGUUCGAGCAAUUUAUGAUGUUGAGGAAGCAACAGCUCAUGCAUGGCAGAUAAUUUUGGAGCUCAAGAUGAUCAAACCAGAGACUCGUGACUCACUCAUUAGGUUUUUACAAAUUUUGGUGUCUCAUCAUCCAUCCAAGAGGUGUCGAAGGGGAUCUGCCAACGUACUUAUUAACUUUGAUGAUCACUGGCAUACAAACCAAUCAUUAAGUUCACAAGAGAGUUCUACAUUAUUAACAAGUGUUACAGGAGACAACAUCUGUGGAGAGGGGGUGCCACGUGGAUAUUGGAUGUUCUGCCGUGGAAGUAAAAAAGAAACGAGAGGAUUUAGCUGUGGUCUAUGGGUUUUGCUGCAUUCACUAACUGUCCGAAGUGGAGAUGGAGAGAGCCAAUCAACAUUUACAUCAAUUUGUGAUUUCAUCCACAAUUUCUUCAUCUGUGAGGAAUGCCGCAAGCACUUCUACGAAAUGUGUUCAAGUGUAUCAGUCCCCUUCAAAUCUGCCCGUGACCUCACCCUCUGGCUAUGGAGAGCACAUAACAAAGUUAACGAGAGGUUGAUGAAAGAAGAAAAGGAUUUAGACACUGCUGAUCCUUCAUUUCCUAAGGUUAUCUGGCCUCCAAAGCAGCUCUGCCCAUCGUGCUACCGUUCUUCAAGUAGGACUGCUGAUGGAGUCACGCAGGUUGAGUGGGACGAGGAUGAAGUGUUCCAUUUCUUGGUUGGCUACUAUGGGAAGAAACUUGUAUCUUCCUACAGGGAGACCUCCAUGGAUUCUCAUCUUCAAGUAACGAAGCAAGUAGGCUCAAUUUCUGAUGAUUCUUCCGCUUCCAGCGCUGCAACAGUCCCAAUCGGAGCUGCCCUGGGUGUCGCUGUUGCUAGCUGUACAUUUGGGGCACUGGCUUGCUUCUGGAGGACCCAGCAGAAGAACAGAAAGCAAAGAAAGAACUGGAACUGAAAAUAGUGCACCACUUGCAAACCCUAAACUGCAUGUCUGCAUCAGGAGGAGCCUCCGUGAAUGUAUAUUUACUGGGCGGGUUAUCUUGGCAAGUACCCACUCAAAAGAUGAAAAACAUACAGAAGUGCGAAGAUUUACUCGUGCCUGAGUCCCGUGAUUGUUUUGUGCAACGACGUGAACUUUGUUGCAACAGUAAACAGUUCUAUAGGUUCAACGUUUUAAGCUCUGUACUUACCAUGUAGCCUUUUGAAUACCUUUCUCUGGGGACUAAUGUAAUUUUAUACCAAAGUAAUGAGUGAAAACUAAAAUUAAAAUUUUGGUCCAGCGUGACUUAUCCUGAA
This is a messenger RNA of Setaria italica (foxtail millet), 2034 nucleotides long. RefSeq names its product sulfhydryl oxidase 1. Bases 131 to 1693 code for a protein of 520 amino acids. NCBI's taxonomy places the organism in Eukaryota, Viridiplantae, Streptophyta, Magnoliopsida, Poales, Poaceae. Gene Ontology annotation, molecular function: protein disulfide isomerase activity; flavin-dependent sulfhydryl oxidase activity. Gene Ontology annotation, biological process: protein folding. Gene Ontology annotation, cellular component: Golgi membrane. The transcript has 12 exons. The record is from RefSeq and is a predicted model, not a curated record.